Paramisgurnus dabryanus is the source of this 2189-nucleotide messenger RNA. RefSeq names its product basic leucine zipper nuclear factor 1 (gene blzf1). Gene Ontology annotation, cellular component: Golgi membrane. NCBI's taxonomy places the organism in Eukaryota, Metazoa, Chordata, Actinopteri, Cypriniformes, Cobitidae. The record is from RefSeq and is a predicted model, not a curated record. Gene Ontology annotation, biological process: Golgi organization; Golgi to plasma membrane protein transport.
UUCCGCUUCAACAUGGACACAGAGGGCGGAACGAUGUCGAGUACGUGGCGAGGUUCACGAGCAAAUAUCAGCUUUUAACACUUGAUAAAGAAACAGCGAUAAGAAGAAACUCAGGACAAAGAUCACAAACUCUGUUUAUCAACACUGUAACUAAGGUCUCAUCCAGACUGUGAAUAUUUAAAGACUCACACUCAGUCUCUAUAAGAAACUUCAGUCAUGUCUGUUGGAGUAAUGAAAGCCGUCGUGGCAGUCCGGGGUCCCGGUGAUGGUAUGGAGACCGAUAAACCGACGGUGGCCCCUGAGAGCCCCACAGAGACCCCGCUUUUAAAGAUCAUCACACCCAAGCACAGUCCACGAAUCCAUGCGGCGUCACCUGGAGUCUUACACCUGGGGAAGGUGAGCAGGGAAUCUUGUACAGAGGUGGAGGCCGUGAGGAUUGUGGUUCCCAGAGCCGCCAUCAGCCGGAGUAGUCGUGUGGGAUCUCACACUGAUGGUAAAGGUGAAGAUAAAGGAUCACCACUGCACGGAGAUGAGCGGCCACCUUCUCCAGAACCCCUGGAUUACAGGAGCGCCAUGGAGAAACUCCAGAACUCGGAACGUCGCCUGUUACAGGAUAAAGAAGGUCUAUUAAACCAGCUCCGAGUGCAGACAGAGGUAAACCGUGAGCUGAAGAAGCUGCUGGUGGCGUCUGUUGGUGAUGAUCUUCAGUAUCACUUUGAGCGUCUGGCACGAGAGAAAAACCAGCUGAUCCUGGAGAACGAGGUUCUGGGACGUAACCUGGCACACACGGCCGAACAGCUGGAGCGCAUGAGCAUUCAAUGUGACGUCUGGAGGAGCAAGUUCCUCGCCAGCCGAGUGAUGGCAGAAGAACUGACCAAUGCCAGAGCGGCUCAACAUCGUCAGACCAGAGAGGCUCAAUGUGCCAUUCAGGAUCUAUUGAGAGAAAGAGAGGAGUUCUCCAGAGACAUGACCCACACACACAGAUCACUGGAGCAGCUGUUGGUGUCACUGCAGUGGGGUCGACAGCAGACGUAUUACCCCAGCGCACAGCCUCUCAGCACCGGCGAGCUCGCUGCAGCCAAUCACAAGCUCGCAGAUGCCAUCAAUGCACAUCUGCUGGGUAACGUGGGUGACAGCAGAAUGAAGAAGAGCCAGAGCUCAGAAAUCUGCACCACACCAGCAGAGAAAAUGGCAGAGAAGGUUCUCCGCAAUCUGGAUCUCACAACCUGUUCAGAGAACGGGGCUGAUGCUUCCACAUCUGAUCCUGUACAUUCACCUUUCCUGCCCAAUAAGAAAAGCAUCGGACGUUUCCACCCGUACACCCGCUACGAGAACAUCACAUUUAACUGCUGCGAGCGCUGUAGUGGAGAACUCAUCGUCCUCUAGACGUUUCGCUCUGUGUUCAGUCUUAUCUACAGUCUGUUAUUUUCUUAUCAUUAUUAAAAAUAUUAGAAGAUAAAACUCACACAGUGUGACUGACCUGGUCUGACAUCUCUUGAGCUCUUUAUUUGAGGUUUCUUGAAGCAUAUAAGAGAUGGAUUUACAGUUUACACUGAGACAAUCUAGGUACUCUGAAAGAGAGAACGUCUUUUGUGACAGUUUUUAAGUUUUAUCUGAGCUCUGAGUGAAACAAAGAGCAUCUCAACAGAGAUAAUAGAGACAACUUCUCAACAGAUUCACUUGAAGCUCUGACCUGCAGAGAUCUGUCUGAGAUUGUGUCUUCAUGUCAGUGUGUAAAUGUCAAGGGUCAAGUGAGCAGGAAACUAAUGCAGUAAUUCUCCAAACACACACGUGAGUCUUUCUCUGAUGAAACACAAGCAGAUGUUUUUACACUGAUCUUAAUACAGGAAUAGAAUCUGCAGUGAGAAGGUUUUGAGACCCAAAUAUUGAUUUGAGUAAUUGAGGUGUACCUGUUAAGACUGCUGAGGGUGCAGUGUUAGAAAGAUUAAAGUGUAUUUUGAGAUUCAGAAGAUGUGUUUAGUUUAGUAAAAACUGAUGUUCUGAACAUGACGAGAUGUAUUUAUAAUGGAGUGUUGUUAGCUAAUGAUUCUCAUGAAGUGAAAAGAUAUAUGAUGCAGGUAAAUGAAAUCUGUGUGUCUGUAUUUGCACUGAAGUUACGGUUUAUCUGCAGUGAUGUCAAAAUGCUUUUAAUAUUUCACAAAUGAACAAAAUACAUUUUUUGAAGUGAA